Dama dama (fallow deer) is the source of this 2212-nucleotide messenger RNA. It is a transcript of the gene GNGT2, whose product is annotated as G protein subunit gamma transducin 2. Gene Ontology annotation, biological process: G protein-coupled receptor signaling pathway. The coding region runs from base 417 to 626 and encodes 69 amino acids. Gene Ontology annotation, cellular component: heterotrimeric G-protein complex. The transcript is spliced from 3 exons. The record is from RefSeq and is a predicted model, not a curated record. Gene Ontology annotation, molecular function: G-protein beta-subunit binding. Lineage: Eukaryota; Metazoa; Chordata; Mammalia; Artiodactyla; Cervidae.
GGGAUGAGUCACCAAGAGACAGGGGACUGGAGGGUGGAGAGGAUAUGGAGACGGGUCAUGCUGGGGGCCCAUAGGGCGGUGGUGCCGCAACAAUGGAAAACGGCCGAUGCAGCAGCCAGAGGAACCAGGCAGGACACUGAGAAGAUACAACCAGAGGUCCCCUGAGAAGUGUUAUCAAGUCUCCAAAGGGUUACCUACAAUGAAGAUCUGGUGUACGUACAUGUUCUGUGCCUGGUGGAGGCAAGACAAGAUGAAAUUGACCAAGUGGAGUGUAAGGGACUCAGAUUAGACAACAGGAAGGACUUGGCUUUGAGAAGCACCAGGUUUAAAUUCCAGAUUAACACGUCAGUCAUAGGAAGCAACAGUGGCCAGAGCACCGAGCCUGCUUCAGGAGGGCCUGGUCUCUCCAGGGCAGGAUGGCCCAGGAGCUCAGCGAGAAGGAGCUCUUAAAGAUGGAGGUAGAGCAGCUGAAGAAGGAAGUGAAGAAUCCAAGAGCUCUGAUUUCCAAAACAGGAAAGGAAAUCAAGGAUUAUGUGGAGGCCGAAGCAGGAAACGACCCUCUUCUUAAAGGCAUCCCUGAGGACAAGAAUCCCUUCAAGGAAAAAGGCGGUUGUAUGAUAAGCUGAUGGUGCUGGAGUCCCUCACCCUGAAUGCCUGCCCCUCCUCAGCCCUCUCCCCACCGGAACCCAGUACCCUGGGAUGUGCAGGGAACCAGUGGAUGUUCACUCUCUCUUAGUCACAGGAUGAGUCAAGAUGCCCCGCUGCACUCAUCGUGAAUCCAUUCCCCUGUUCCACUGUGAACUCUUCUCUCCCAUUACCUCCAUCACCUGCUGGGUCACUGCUGACCCCACCUGGAAGUGCUCCCAGGAGAGCCUCCCUGGCUCAGGACACAAUUCCCUGAGAGCCCGGACAGACCUUGGGAAACACUUAAUUCUCCUUAAAACUCCUCCUAUUCCCCCCUCUGCUGACUACCUAGGAACCAGCAUUUCCAUCCAGAGCUUCUGGGUUGAGGAUUGAAGCUGGGGGGUUCCUUUGCCCCCCACCUCAUGUCUGGUCCUGUGGAACUCCUCCCAGUCAUUUAGAUAACCCAAGAUGGCCUGGUGACAAAAAGAGCUUGUAAAGUCAUGAUGUCAUGAUUUAUUGAAUAUUACUGAGUGUCUGUUCCAUGCUGGGCUAGGAUAGAAGAGCAAGCGAAAUUCAAGUGGCUCUUAUUGUCAUGGAAUCUAGCAGAGAAGACACGAACCAGUUACAAUUAAAUCAGUAAGUGCUACAGUGGCAAAGGGGGAGUCAAGGCUGGUGUAGGAACAUACAGCAGGGGGACACGGGGACAUUCAGGGCAAUGAACAAGGUCAAAAUGAACUGUUGCAGACAGUUGGGAGGGGAGGGUGACCCAGCAGGGGUAAAACAUGGGGCUGGAGAGGAAGAUGAAGUCUAAUCUAAAGGACGUUGGUGUGAGCUCAGGUAAGAACUUUCUUUUUUAUUCUCAUUGCAACAGAGAGAUGAUGGAGGUAUUUAUCAGCGGAUAAAUAAAGCAGAAGGCCAGGCUUUGAUUAGCAUAAGGGAGGGAGGAUCCUGCUUAGGGCUGAAAGACUAAUUCCUAGGCCUUGUUAGCAAGUAGAUUACCGUCUAAAGAAGCCAUAGACAGACAUUCAUGAUACAACGUGUUCAGUGCAAUGUCAGAGAAGUCUGUGCGGAGUAUGAGGGGGACAUAGAGUCCAGAAUCCAGCUGAGUGGCUGCAUUGCAUCCUGGGAGAGAGUGAGAUGGAUGGGCCCCAGGCUGAACAGUUUCUCCCCUGUGGACAGGAAUUCCAUAAUAGCAGAAACUCCAUAAAUGCAGGAUGGUAGAGGAGGCCGGGCCCUGCCCAGAUAGGAGAUAAAAGACCACAUAUUCCUCAUUCUUGAAAUUAAGGAGACCUCCCAGCCUACACAUGCAUAGAAAGGCUCCUUGGGAAGUCAAAAGAGAGGGGGCAUCACCUCAUAGUAAGUGAUGCAACCACCCAUAGGCCUCUUCACUAAAAUCUACGUUGGCUAAAAGAUGCCCGUACACACAUGGGAGGACACGAGAUAUACCAAACACAGACUCAGAACCAGGCAAAGCAAUAUGACCGGCCAGAGGAAACCCGGAAGAAAUGCCUCACAAGUGAUUGAAACUACCACAAUGGUGUGACUCUCUCUCUGAGCCCACCAUGUGUCUGUCCACAUGUACUGUACU